Molecule: messenger RNA, 1703 nt
Organism: Papaver somniferum (opium poppy)
Lineage: Eukaryota; Viridiplantae; Streptophyta; Magnoliopsida; Ranunculales; Papaveraceae
Product: O-fucosyltransferase 13-like
Exons: 6
Coding region: 522-1577 (351 amino acids)
Cellular component (GO): cytoplasm
Source: RefSeq, a predicted model, not a curated record
GAUUGUGCAUUGAGAACAUCAGCAGCUGCACUCGUAUUUUCCAUCAAAAAAGUAGUUCCUGCGGAUCUACAUCGUCUCCUCUCCUGCAUAACCAGUACCACAAGGAGCAAACCCUAACACGAACUUCUCAUUCCUCGAGCUCUUUCUUAUAAUUAUAAACCCAAAUUGCGCAAUUUGAUCUAAUUUCAGUUCAAUUGAUUUUUGGAUGAGAAGAAUCAUAGAUAGAUCAAUGGUCUUCUUCUCUGUAAAACCCCUUUUCACUGUUCUCGUCAUUUCUCUAUCUCUUUCUCUAAUAUUAGUACUGAUUUCCAUUCCAUCCACGCCAUUCUCAUCGAAUCUCUCUGCAACUACGUCUUCACUGCAGUCAGAAAUAUGGAGUGUAAGGAGGAUGUUUGAGUGGAGACCUUGCAAAUGGUGGUUAGAAGGGCAUCUUACAGACAAUUCCAUUGGUUUUUACUGCAGCUCUUCCAGCGGAAACUAAUGGAUAUAUCAGAGUGGAUUGCUAUGGUGGACUCAAUCAGAUGAGACGUGAUUUGUGUGAUGGUGUCGGUAUUGCACGUUUACUCAAUGCAACUUUGGUUCUGCCAAAGUUUGAAGUUGCUGCAUAUUGGAAUGAAUCGAGUGGUUUUGCAGAUGUAUUCGAUGUUGACUAUUUCAUUCAGCAUAUGAAGGGUUUUAUAAAUGUUGUCAAGGACUUGCCAGCAGAGCUAGAAUCAAAAGAACCAUUUCAUGUAGAUUGCAGCAAACGAAAAGGCCAUUUUGAUUACAUUGAAAGUGUUCUUCCUUCACUCUUGGAGCAUCAUUACAUAUCAUUCACACCAGCCAUGAGCCAAAGAAGGGACAGGUAUCCAUUGUAUGGAAAGGCUGCUCUAUGCCAGGCUUGUUAUAAAGCUCUACGUCUUACAAGAGCCCUGGAGAAGAAAGGUUCUGAACUUCUUGAUGCGAUACCCAAACCCUUCAUGGCCCUUCACCUUCGAUUUGAACCUGAUAUGGUAGCUUACAGUCAAUGUCAGUAUUCUGGUCUUUCUUCAGCUUCCAUGAAAGCUAUUGAAGCUGCUCAGGGAGAUCGAAAACCCUGGACUGGGGAGGCAGCCCGUCUUUGGAGAAACCGCGGUAAGUGCCCACUCACUCCAAACGAGACAGCUCUUGUCCUCAGAUCACUUGCAAUCCCGAGAAACACGAAUAUUUAUCUCGCUGCUGGUGACGGUCUUAUGGAAAUUGAAGGGUUCAAAUCUAUGUACACGAACAUAUAUACUAAAUCAGUCCUCCUUAGCGGUGAAGAUUUCACCAACAUGCAUGGGAAUACAAAAGCUGCGCUAGAUUAUUAUGUGUCGAUUAACAGUGAUUCCUACGUUGCUACUUAUUUUGGAAAUAUGGAUAAAAUGGUGGCAGCUAUGAGAGCAUAUAAGGGUUUGUACAAAACUCUUUUCCUGAAUAGGAGAGCUUUUGCAGAAUUUACAUCUCAGGGAUUAGAAGGGAAGGAACUAGUUAAAGCUUUGUGGAAGUCACAUACAGAUGAUUUUGUUUUGGGGAGAGGAUCUGCUUUGCCUGAUUGCUUUUGUGAGUUCAAAUUGUGAUUCUUUUUAGGGGAUCUGUUAAUGUAUCUGCUGUUUCCGGAUGACAACUUUCUAUCUGUUCAUGUAUGUACAUGGUAAAUCAUUUUUUGUGCUUGUUAAUGUUGAUUUCUGUUUCACUUCCGCAAA